CGCUGCUUCUUCCUUGACCAUUUCCUUGACGGAAUCCAGCUUUUUGUUAAAGCCAUCUACACACACAAGAUGACGGAACCAAAUGCACAUCAAGAGGUUUUACAAUUUCUGCAAGACUUGGACUCUAUUGUCCCAGGAGAAGCUGCCGGCGGACCAACAACAAGCGUCGCUCAGAAUGCAACUCCUACCACCCAUGCGGCGUCAUCACAGGAUGUUUUGAGCUUUCUCAACGAACUGGAUGCACCACCUGUCUCAAGCGCAAGCCCUAGUGCAUCCACAAUACCAAGCCAGGCUCCUCCUGUCGGUGUACCCGCAUCAAAGCCUGGGCAGACCAAUCCGUAUGCCGCUACCUCUUCCGCACCACACCGCCCUCCUGUAGUUACAUCCCAGCGACCCCCGCAAGGAUUUUCAAUUCCAGCUCCGUCACCAGUUACAUCGCAGCAAACAGUUCCCCAACAGACAAACGUCCCACUCAUACAGCCUUCUUAUCAAUCAACAGAUACCUCACCUACUGUCAGGGGAGAUGCAUGGGGGUGGGGAAAUAUAUGGUCACAAGCUGCCAAGGUGAGCGGUGCAGCUGCAACGUCCUUGACAAAGGGAUUGGAAACGGCCAAAGCGAUGGCGGAAGAGACUGCCAAAGCGGUAUCUACGAACGAAAAAGUCAAGGGGAUUAUAUCUAAUGUGAAUAAGGAGCAGUUUGAAAAGUUGGGCACAGACAUUACGCGACUUACGCAAAGUGUUGUUGACACGAUUGCGCCUCCAAUAGGCAGAGGAGAUCACCCCAGCACAGCUAUGUUUGCGUCAAAUGUCACAGUCUGGUUCUGCGGCGAGGCUUCAGGCGCGGCAGAUUUGGACAACCUCCACGACUUUGUACAGUCCACUGUGAAUGAAAUGUGGCUCAACUCGCGACCGCGCCUUUGUGAUAAAGUCUCGGUGAACAGCGUCAAGCAUCCUGAGCCCAAGAUCGCUGAUAGUUUGGAAGAGGCAACCAAAAUCGUCGAGUCUACCAUUGAACGCCUACAUAAGCUAUCAGACUCGAGCGAGCCCAUUCCAACAGCCUCCCAAGCCGUGUUCCUCGUCAUCCAGCCUUUUACAACAACGCUCACGUCCCUCCUCUCCGACUCGCAGCCACACUUGCAAUACUACACUGUCCUUGUGUCGGGAGAUACGAUGCACGUUGCAACGAGCGUAUCGCAAUCGGUUGCUGUCGUAGCGGGCGAGGAUGGGCUUGUGGGGAAAUGGGCCAAGCAUCAAAAGCAACGAGUUCUAGAGACGGCCAUGGCGGAUGUGUGUGAAGAGUUUGCUGUGCGCUGUCAACAGGGUGUCCAAGUAGAGUAGUAGGGCUCACUUACGAGGGCCGUGUGUUUUACUAGAUGUCUGUGUAUGUGUGUAAGAAGAAGCAAUACUAAUACCCCGCACUACUUAC
Messenger RNA from Spizellomyces punctatus DAOM BR117, 1426 nucleotides. RefSeq lists its product as uncharacterized. The record is from RefSeq and is a predicted model, not a curated record. The coding region runs from base 70 to 1338 and encodes 422 amino acids. The transcript has 4 exons. Lineage: Eukaryota; Fungi; Chytridiomycota; Chytridiomycetes; Spizellomycetales; Spizellomycetaceae.